This is a messenger RNA of Prunus armeniaca (apricot), 591 nucleotides long. The record is from the annotation of a GenBank genome assembly. NCBI's taxonomy places the organism in Eukaryota, Viridiplantae, Streptophyta, Magnoliopsida, Rosales, Rosaceae.
AUGAGCAGGGCACCAUUGUUGUCAAAACCGCUUCCCGGGGAAGUUCUCCUCCUCUACCUUUGGGUAUCAAGCACUGCCAUUAGCUCGGUAUUGAUACGGAAGCCGGAGAAGCAAGGCUCUUCAAAGCGCGGAGCUUCGGUACCAUCCCUUGGAAUAGCUAGCACUUGCCCUUGUUGUCUCGGCGCGAAGGCUCCGCCCAUACUUCCAAGCACACGAGAUCACGGUAUUGACCAUUCAGCCCCUUCGGCAGGUACUUCAAAAGCCAGAAACGUCCGGCAGGUUGGUCAAAUGGGCGAUCGAGUAGUUCAAGCCAAGGCCUGCGAAGAAAGGUCAAGCCGUCGCCGACUACAUCUCCAAGCUCACACCUGCGCCGUUGGAAGCACCCUAUCCAGACGAUGUUAUUAUGGAACCAGGAAACAUGGUGAAUCAAAUAACGGCAGACUUCGCAGCGAAGGAUGCCUCUAUGUCCGCCUACCUAUCGGCAGCCCACCAACUCCUACAAAGGUUCUAGGCUUACAAGAUUCAACAGAUCCCAAGGUCAAAGAACAGCCACACCGAUGUGCUCUCGUGUUUGGCUUCGGCAAUCAAUGA